Molecule: messenger RNA, 1200 nt
Organism: Telopea speciosissima
Lineage: Eukaryota; Viridiplantae; Streptophyta; Magnoliopsida; Proteales; Proteaceae
Exons: 2
Coding region: 1-1200 (399 amino acids)
Source: RefSeq, a predicted model, not a curated record
AUGUUGUGGUUCGCCAAGUUAAAGCCCAAUUCAAUCAGAGGCUUCACGGAGUUGGCCAAAGCCUUCAUCAGCCACUUCCAGAGUAGCGUAAAGCAGAAAAAAACUACAGCCAAUUUGUUGGCUAUCAAGCAGCGUGCUGACAAGUCCAUUAAAGAUUACAUUACCCGCUUUAACGCUGAGAGCCUGGAGAUCAAGGACCUGGACGAUGCGAUGGCUUUCAACGCCCUGCACAAUGAAGUCACCAACCACGAUUUAGUAAAGUCGCUUGCGCUAGAUCCGGAGAUGACUAUGCCACAGCUACUGGAUCGUUGUUACCAAUACGCCAACAUGUUCGAUAUCAUGAAGGCGAGAAAAGCAGUGGAUGGAAAAGCUCCCGAGAAGAAAACGAUGAGUGAAAAGGAAGACAAGAAGGGGGACGACAAGAGAGGGAUUCAAGUCCCGAAAGACGUGAUCCAGAAAGGCCACCUGAGGCGUUACAUCAAGGAGGCCAGAGAUAAUCCCCGAGGUCGAGAAACCCCAAGGAAUGACUGGCGAAGAGAUGAUAAAGCCCAAAGAGGGGGAGAUUGGGAUCACCAAGGCGAUCAGAGAAACAAUCAUCGGGAAGUCAGGAGAAAUCAGGACGAGACCAACACGUCCACGGCCCCAGCAAUCCUCACCAUUUUGGGAGGACCAGGGCAAGAGUCGACUCGUAGAGCUAAGGCAAAAGCGAGAUUUAUAGCAGUAGAAGAAGUCUUCGAGAAGAAAGCACGCACGGAGCCUGGAAUCACCUUCUUGAAUAAAGACAUGGAGGGGGUGAGCUGGCCACACGACGAUGCUGUCGUGGUUCAGGAAGUUAUAGCCAAUCGACCUGUCCACAGGGUCUUAGUGGAUACAAGAGCAUCUGUGGAUAUGCUAUCCUACGAUGCAUACUUACAAUUUGGGUUCGAGCUCGGUACGGUGAAGCCCGAGGCCGCACCAUUGUACGAAUUCUCAGGGGCACCAGCCCCAAUUGAAGGAUCUGUAGAGCUCCUGAUGACAGUGGGAAUGGCCCCAUGCCAAAAGACCGUAAAAGUCAACUUUAUGGUCGUUCGAGCUGCCACAGCCUACAAUGCCAUACUGGGUCGACCUAGUCUGAACAAGUUGGGAGAGGCAAUUUCUACCAAGCACCUGAAGGUCAAGUUUCCCACCCCUAAUGGCAUAGGGGAUUGCCAGACAGAAUAA